Messenger RNA from Colletotrichum higginsianum IMI 349063, 2532 nucleotides. RefSeq names its product 3-amino-3-carboxypropyl transferase. The transcript has 3 exons. The record is from RefSeq and is a predicted model, not a curated record. Bases 1 to 2532 code for a protein of 843 amino acids. Lineage: Eukaryota; Fungi; Ascomycota; Sordariomycetes; Glomerellales; Glomerellaceae.
AUGGCUUCUCUUGGUGGUAACAUUUUACCCCUCGACCUCGACCUCAAAACGACCUUUGCUGGACUAAGCGCUGUGGCACUAAGCGGUCUGCUCUUUUCCAAGCUCCUUUCCAAAGAUGAUGCCGAUAGCAAUGGAAGCGAGGCUCCCGGCCUGUUAAAGUCCUUCCUGCUCUUCUUCUACUCCUGCUUCAUCAAGCCACACAGUGGCGACAAGAAGGGCAACCAGCAAGAUGCCCUUGAAAGCUUCUACAAGAAGCAAGCCGGCGCCUAUGAUGCAACCAGGAAAGUCCUCCUGCAAGGCAGGGAAGACAUGCUUGCGCUUGUCGUAGCACAGCUGAAGGCUAAAGGCCCUAAGAAGGGCGACAAGGCCAAGCGGAUCUGGGUUGAUGUCGGUGGAGGAACGGGAUGGAACAUUGAGGCCAUGUCCAGCUUCGUCAAUGUCCCCGAGUUCUUCUCCAGCGUAUACCUUGUCGAUUUCUCCCCGUCGCUCUGUGAUAUUGCCCGACAGCGCUUUCAACGCCUUGGCUGGAAUAAUGUCAAGGUCGUUUGCGAGGACGCGAGAAAGUUCCGUCUCGAGGAUUAUGAAAAUGAUCUUCCGAGCAACCGUCUCCCUCCGCGCUCCCCAGUUCUGAGCUACUUCUCCCAGAAGCGUGCCGAGCACGGUGGUGCGGACCUCAUCACAAUGUCGUACAGCUUGUCCAUGAUUCCUGACUACUACUCUGUCGUUGAGUCACUCACUUCACUCUUGUCUCCGGACGGCGUGUUGGGAGUGGUCGACUUCUACGUUCAAUCCAAGACCGACUUCUCGUUCCGCAACUUCACAGCUGGGCUCGUCGGCCGCCAUGUAAACUGGUUCCUGAGAACCUUCUGGCGCGCAUGGUUCGACCUGGACCGCGUUGGUCUCGAAGCCGGUCGGCGGGACUACCUCGAGUACAAGUUCGGUUCAGUUCUCAAUAUUAACGCCCGCAACUACACCCUCGGUCGUAUUCCGUACUAUAUCUGGGUUGGAUGCCACAAGAAGCCCUUCUCUUCCACAAGUCUGCCCCACGAAAUCAUUGAGAAGAUUGAUGCGCUCGCCACAGAAUCUCCUUACUUGUAUCCCGCUAACCAGGGCGAUGCCCUCACCCGUGCAAUCGAGAGAUCGGCACCCGAGAUCCGCUCCAAGGCCUUUAUGGCAGCGAUUCAGAAUCUGUCUGCGAAUCUGCCACUUCCCUCGUUCUUCUACCAGAACCACCACUGGCGCAUCUACUAUGACGACCAGCUCCAGAAACACACCCAGUUCAACGAUGAGUACAUCUACGCCUUCACAUGGGAAGACUCGCGGGUGGACGAGCGUCUCCUCAACCUCGGCUCAGACGACGUGGUGCUGGCCAUCACCAGCGCUGGUGAUAACAUUCUUUCAUAUGCCAUGCAGAGUCCGGCCAGAAUCCAUGCAGUCGAUUUGAACCCCACGCAGAAUCACCUCCUUGAGCUUAAGGUCGCAUCUUACACCGCCCUCCCCUACGAAGACUUCUGGAAGCUGUUUGGAGAGGGCAAGCACCCCGAGUUCCGCUCGCUGCUCCUCACAAAGCUCUCGCCCCAUCUGUCCAGCCGCGCAUUCCAGUACUGGCUGAAUAACGUCCACGUCUUCGCCAACACCAAGGGCUAUGGCCUAUAUGAUACGGGCGGCUCCCGUCAUGCGAUCCGUGUCUUCCGCUGGAUUUCGCGCGUCUUUGGCUGCCGCGCCGCCGUCAAGGAGUUUCUUUCCACCAAGACCCUCAACGAACAACGCGAGGUCUGGCGCAACAAGAUUCGUCCAGCGCUGCUCUCGAAGCUCGUUUGCAACCUCGUCGUCAGCCAGGAGAGCUUCCUCUGGGCUGCUCUCGGCGUCCCCAAGAACCAGCUCGCCAUGAUCGAAAAUGAUCACGCCGAGAGCGAGGCCGUAAAAGGUCCGGCCCCGACGGCGCGUAAGGUUCGCUCCCACGCUAUCUGGCGGUACAUGGUGGACACGCUCGACCCUGUCGCCGAGCAGACUCACAUCGCCGCCAACAAUCCGUACUACCACGUCUGCAUGACUGGCGACUUCACCAGGCGCUGUCAUCCUGACUACCUCUCCGAAAAGGCCCAUGCCAAGCUCUCGCGCCCCAGCGCCUUUGAUGGCCUCCGUAUCCAUACAGACGAGAUUGACGAAGUCAUCAACCGCAUUACGCCCGGCACGCUGACCGUCGCCGUCAUCAUGGACAGCAUGGACUGGUUCGAUCCCGGCUCACCGGCUGCCGCUGCCCAGAUUACGAAGCUCAACCGCGCUCUCAAAAAGGGUGGCAGGGUGCUUCUUCGCUCGUCGGCGCUGAGUCCGUGGUACAUCAAGGUUUUCGAGGCGCAUGGCUUCUCCCCCAAGAGAGUCGGCGCUCGUACUGACGGAGCCCUGAUUGACCGCGUGAAUAUGUAUGCCUCUUGCUGGAUUUCGACGAAGGUUGAGAACCUCCCACCGCCAACCCCUGAGAUGGACCGUAUAGGUGGUCCUGAGAUCACCAGCUUCUCACUGACAGCCUGA